This is a messenger RNA of Funneliformis mosseae, 680 nucleotides long. The record is from the annotation of a GenBank genome assembly. Lineage: Eukaryota; Fungi; Glomeromycota; Glomeromycetes; Glomerales; Glomeraceae.
CGAACAUUUAGUAGUCGUUCAGGAUAUAGCCAGCAUAUUAAUGUUUGCAAUCCAUCUAGCAGUGAUGAAAGUGACGAUGUUUCUAUUAUGGAUAUUAAUGAUGUUUCAUUAGAAAGCGAAGAGAUUUUUAAUUCUAUUAAUUCUAUAGAGAUGCAUUAUGAAAGUUUGCAUGAAGAUCUUCCUCCACCUGUUGAAGAAUUAUCACUUUUAAGUGACCAUAGCGGAAAUUCAGAAAAUUUUAUAUCUGAAGAUUCAAUAAUAAAUCAAGAUAUUUUAGAAGAAGUUGAAUCUGAAAUUGAUGGAGAAAGAAUAUAUAGUGAACAAAAUACCGGAAUGUGGUGGAAAAAUACUGAAGAAUGUUUACCAACUGGCGCAAAACUUUUAUCCUUGAUAUUAUAUUCUGAUGCAACUAACGUAGACACAUUGGGUAAAAGUCAACUACAUCCUAUAUAUGUAACUAUUGGUAACAUUAAAAACUGGCGGCGUAACAAACCUGAUGCAAAACAAUUGUUAGGAUAUUUACCAAUUUUAUCAGCAAGCGAUAAUUCUGAUAAAAAAUCUGAUAAAUUUAAGAGAGCAGUACGAGAAGCUUUUCAUAACUCCUUAAAAGUGCUUCUAGAUCCUAUCUUAACAUUAAAUAAUAAUGGUGUUGAUUUAACAAUACAUGAUGAAACAUUUUG